AUGUGGAAUGCAAUUUUAUCCGACAAUUUUAGAUUAAUAACACUCAAACCAACAUACCUGACAGAAUAUUGCGGCAAAAACCAAUCAGUAACUAUCCUUGUAACUUGGAAACCUCAAUUAGCAGCAGGGUCACCAGAAGCAUUUUUGGGAAUAUGUGCAAAAUAUACAUUUUUAUUUAGUGCACAUAAAAAUUUUGAUCUUAGAUCUUAUAGAGAUUUUCAAUCCAAUCGACGAUAUAAUUCAUUUAGAAGAAGAAUGAAUGAAGCUAAUAAUAAUCGUAAUAACAACAACAACAACAACAACAAUAUUGAUAAUGAUCGUAAACGAUUUAUAAAUAAAUUUAAAACGACUACACCAGCUCCAAUGACUAUGACAAUUCCAACUAUGACUCCAACAAGUCCACCAACAACUAGCCCACCAACAACUAGCCCACCAACUACUAGUCCACCAGCAACUUCACCACCAACAAUGACAUCACCACCACCGCCAACUAGUCCAAGUCCGCCGGGAACUGCAACAACUGUUCCAACUACAGUUCCAAGAACGUAUAAUGAUAUUAAAAACUUGGAUAAUAAAGGCGAAGGACGGUUUUUACCAAUAUUUUUUGAAAAAUUUAACACAACUUCAAAACCAGCAACAAUUAGAAUUUUACCGCCUUCCCCAUUAAACUUUCCUACAAUAGAAUCUGUUUUACCAACUGCUGGUACACUAUCUUCAACACCAACAACUCCAUUACCUAUAACGCCAAGUACAGCACAACCAACGACUAUUCCGAGCACACCCAUACCACCAACAAUACCUCCUGUACCGCCAAUACCAACAGUUCCAAUAAUACCACCAGUACCACCACCACCACCUCCACCGCCACCACUACCACCACCAUUACCACCACCACCACCACCUCCACUACCACCACCGCCUCCCCCUCCAUUACCACCACCACCGCCACCACCUGGGCCAACUACACCACCUGGACCCACUACUCCACCGGGACCAACUACACCACCGGGACCUACUACUCCACCUGGACCAACCACACCCCCGGGACCAACUACACCACCUGGACCAACUACUCCCCCAGGACCAACUACACCACCAGGACCAACUACACCACCAGGGCCAACUACACCACCAGGCCCUACUACUCCACCAGGACCAACUACACCACCAGGGCCAACUACUCCACCUGGACCAACUACACCACCUGGACCUACUACACCACCUGGACCUACUACUCCACCUGGACCAACUACACCACCUGGACCUACUACACCACCUGGACCUACUACUCCACCAGGGCCAACCACACCACCAGGGCCAACUACUCCACCUGGGCCAGCUACACCACCUGGACCAACUACACCGCCAGGACCAACUUCACCACCUGUGCCCACUACACCACCUGGACCAACUUCACCACCUGGACCUACCACACCACCUGCACCAAAUCCACCAACAACACCACCUGCACCAAAUCCAUCAACAACACCACCGGCACCAAAUCCACUAACAACACCACCUGCACCAAAUCCACCAACAACACAACCUGGACCAGUUCCACCAGUAACUCAACCAGCUGUUGCAUCAACAGUACCAACAAUAGCAGUUCUCUAA
Condylostylus longicornis is the source of this 1614-nucleotide messenger RNA. RefSeq lists its product as uncharacterized. The record is from RefSeq and is a predicted model, not a curated record. The coding region runs from base 1 to 1614 and encodes 537 amino acids. NCBI's taxonomy places the organism in Eukaryota, Metazoa, Arthropoda, Insecta, Diptera, Dolichopodidae. The transcript is spliced from 4 exons.